GUCUGUCUUCUCUUUUACUUUCAUAACUGAGUUCUUUCUCUGAACACAUCAGGUCCAAGCUAGGGUUUCCUAGUUUGAUUAGUGAGAAUCUUUUGGAUGCUAAUUUUCUUAUCUCUAUUUGAAUUGCUAUUCUGUUGUAUUUUAUCAUGACAUAGUUGAUUCAAAUUCCUUUUCUAUUAUUUUGGAACCUUUGAUUAAUACCACUGUUCUUGAUUCUUGAUGUCUACACAAUUUAGAUUUGCUUAGUUGUUGCAUUAGGUUAUUCUUGUUACCAUUACUUUCAAUGUAGUAGUUUAGAUUAGUUAGCUUCUUUGUUUGUUAAUUUCCGUGAAUUGAAUUUGCAAAUGUAGCAUAGCUUUAGGUCUCUAUUUCUUCUCUUUGUCCAAAAGUCAAUUCUUAAAUCCCAAUUUUCCUAGAAAACCCCAAGCCAACAAUAAUUGAUCCUAAGACUAUCAUUUUACCGUUUACAUUCGUUGGGAGACGACCCGAGUCAUCUCUAUACUACAUUAGUGUAGAAUGAAUUCAGUCACUUAAUUCUUUUGAUACCCAUUUUGCGACAAAAUUAGGGUUUAUCAAAUUGGCGACGUUGCCAGGGAAUGUAGCGGUGUUUGAUACCUUAAGAUUGUUCUUUUUCUUUUUACAUAAAAAAAUUUUGUUUCAAUUGCUUUCAUGUUCAUAAAUCCAUGUGUUUGAUAUUAUAUGCUCCUGUGUCUUCUGAUUUUAUUUGCUAGUGUUUCAAUGUAAGAGCAGGAAACUUCUUUGACCAUGGAUCCAUAUUAUCAGUACUAUCAGCCUCAGACUUGGUUCUAUCAGCCUGAACAUCAGUACUACCCACCUGUGGAUCAAUCAAACUUUAGGUCCGAGGUUGCACAUAGUCAGUUUACUGACUCAUAUCCAGCAUAUCAAAGCCUACAAGAAGUUCAGAAUGAUUAUAUAGAUAUGCGUAAAAAGAUUCGUGGUAUUCAACAAUUCGAGGAGGAGACAUUGCAUGAAUAUUGGAAGAGAUUCAAGGAACUUUGCUCCAGUUGUCCUCAACAUCAAAUCAGUGAUCAAAUGCUUAUCUUACAUUUUUAUGAUGGGUUGUCGCCAAUUGAUUUGUACAUGGUGGAUAAAGCUAGUGGAGGGCCCUUGAUUGACAAAACUCCUGAUGAAGUUAUGAAACUUUUGGAAAUCAUGGCAGCCAAUCCUCAGCAAUUUAGAAAUGGACAACCGAUUAACUUAAGAGUUGAUGAGACCUUUCCUACAAAUAUUGAGGUGCUUGAGCAGAGGGAUUGUAGUGUCUUUGACAGACCUGAUCUUGAUUUUAUUACUUCACAGGACUCCUCUAGCAUUUCUUGUUAUGAUUCUGUAAUUGUAAGAAUUUCUGACUUUACUGAUACUGUUGUUGUAGAUGUAACUAAUAAUGCAGGUACUGAUGUGGAUGAUGAGGAAAGUGUAGGGGAUUGCAUAGUGGAAGCAAUACUCCAAGAAUCACCUGAACCAGAUGUUGAUGAUGAGAGUGUAGGGACUUGUGCUAUGGAAGCAGAGCCCCAAGAAUCACUUCCCUUAGAUACACCACCUGAGCCAAAGUCUGAGUCAUUACUUGAUGAUGAGGAGGUCACAGUCACCAUUUUAGAACCUCCAGGUACCUUUCAACAUGACAAGGUCGUCGUAGGCUUCCGAAAUGGUUGCUCCAUCUAAACCGCCUCCGACCUCCAGGAAGAAUUUUCAAAGGAAAAAUGUUGGAUGAGGUGGACUUGAUUGCAACUACAAUUAUUCCACUUCCAAUUUGGAUUUUGCUCCUUAGCCGACUUCAACCACCGGGAAUAAAGGAGAGUUCAUUCCUUGCUUUUCUCCUUGUUUUUUCUUUUUGCUUUACACUUUCUUUUACUUUCAUACUUUACAUUUGCAUUUUGUAGUCUACAUAGCAUUUCCUUUUUGAAUAAAAUUCUCCAUGAAAUUAUUCUAGUAAUACUUUUAAGAUGGUAAAAGUUUCUUAAAUUUGAUCAAUUUUAGGUCAUCUUACAUGAUUGAAGUCUCUACUUGCAUGAUAUUGGUUAGUGUGGUGGUGGAUUCUCUUUUGAUUAAUUGAGUUUGAUUGCAGAAAUUACCUAGAGAGGAUUACUUGAAGCCUAUACUCUAUUAUUUUUUUUGUGUGAAAUGCACUCAUGACAAUUGAACUCUAGAACUUACUUUGCUUCUUUUUGAAGUCACAAUAGCAUAUGUAUGCAUGAAAAUGAAGGAUAUUUUUCAUUCUUGUUUCCUCAUAACUCUUUACCUAUUCUUUGAUCUAUAUCCCUUCCAAAAUUCUAGUUGAAAAACUCACUCAACAUUGUUACUUUCCACCAUAUUUGCUUUGCCUUCAUUCUUUUGAGAGUUUGGUUGAAUUCUUGAUGAGUUAGCUUGACCAAGAUGAGGAUAAAGGUUUAGUGUGGGGGAGGAAUGGAAUAUGUAUGAGGAUGUUGGAGGUUUUGGGAGUUUAUAUCUGUAGGAAUUAUAUGGAAAUUGAAUUACGGAUUUUGAAUUUUUCAUUGGAUUGAAUUCUGAAUAAGGAAUUUGAGCUGGAAUUUUUUGUGGAUUCAAAGUUUUGAAGUUGAGAUGUAGCAUAUUAGUGGUUUUUCUCUACCAUGACUUUGUGAUUGAAAACAUAUCAUGCCUAAGAACCUAAUUUCUGAAAUCAGAAUCCUGAAAUAUUGAAGUAUCAAGUUCUGGAGAUCAACAUCAGUUUUGGAAUUUCAUCAACUGUUAAGGAGUUGGUUUCUCAGAAAUUCAUUUCUAUGAUCACUUAAGCUCUUCACUAUGCUAAUGGUUGCUGCUGUUCAAGUAAAGGAAUUGAUACAAAUGCUAAGUUGAAUCUGUAUGCUGAAUGCAGAAAUUGAUGAAAUCUGUUGUGCUGUAACCUGAAUUUCUGAUUUAUGAAAUACCCAAUUCAUGUGCCACAUAUAGCUGUAGAGAAUUAUAGAUUGCUGAAGCUAACUUUACAAACAUAGAGAAACAAAUCUGGAUUUACUGAACAAGAGCCGGAAUGAUUGAAAUUGCAAGGAAUACUGCUGAAGUAAAAUUCUGGCAAACCAAAAUUCAGAUCUGUAAGAAGAGAAAUAGAGAAAGAAUACAAAGUAGCAAGAGGUUGAAGCUGACUAUUAUUUCUUGGAUUUUGAAAUAACAGAGAAGCA
Messenger RNA from Zingiber officinale, 3152 nucleotides. RefSeq lists its product as uncharacterized. The coding region runs from base 766 to 1680 and encodes 304 amino acids. The transcript is spliced from 2 exons. NCBI's taxonomy places the organism in Eukaryota, Viridiplantae, Streptophyta, Magnoliopsida, Zingiberales, Zingiberaceae. The record is from RefSeq and is a predicted model, not a curated record.